Molecule: messenger RNA, 486 nt
Organism: Daldinia childiae
Lineage: Eukaryota; Fungi; Ascomycota; Sordariomycetes; Xylariales; Hypoxylaceae
Exons: 2
Coding region: 1-486 (161 amino acids)
Source: RefSeq, a predicted model, not a curated record
AUGGUGAAACCCGACGAGGUAAUGAAGGCCAUCACUGGCACUUGGCUCUACCUGAAUGUAACGUCCUACUUCGACAAUGGCACGAUCUCGCACGACGCGGACCCCGCGUUGGGACAGUUUCCUGUCGGCAUGUUGAAUUACAAUACUGCCGGCUGGAUGUCCGCCAACUUUAUGUCUUCUAGGCCGGAGGACCGUCCCGGAGAUAUAGAUACGGCCGCCCCGGACGUCGGCACAGAUGCUGAGUGGGCACUUAUUGGAAAGCACACGCUGGCGUAUUCUGGGCCUUGGUACGUCAGCGAGACGACGGACGACGUCGAAGUGGGUCAGAUUACACAUGGGCCGACAAAGAUCGCCUGGUUACCUACGUGGGUUGGGAUAGAGCUACAGAAGAACUAUACGUUGUUAGAAGACAAGACGAUGAUGCGUUUUAGGUCAAAGACUCAGGAUGGUAAGAACGGAGACAUGUUCUUCAGGAGAUUAGCGUAA